UUAAAUUAUUUGGACUUUUUGUUCCAAUUUGGCUAUUUAAAGCCUUUUUAUGCUUAAUAAAAUUAUUGAGAGACAUUUUCAAUCAAUAUUUUUAAUCUUUUUUUACUGCCCAUCUUUUAAAAAACCCAACAGUGUUUGAUAUAUUCACUAACCUAUAAACUUCAAAUCUUAGCUUCGCUUGUUACGAUAUCAAUUGGUACAUGGAGUUAACCACCUCACGAUAGGUUCACCUAUUAAAGAGAAAUUUACACGGAAUUGUCAGUAAGAAGUUACAUAUUAGUACCAACUUACUAACUUAGAAAACGAAGCAAGUUAUGUGCUACAACAGGUUUACACUAAUAAUAAAAGAAGAUCUAAUUAUUGUUAGAGUUCAAUGAUUGUUGGGGUCCAAGUCAAGGUCUUCAUCCAUUCUUUAAUAAAAUGUGUUAGGUAAAGGCUACUUCUAAUACUAAAGACUCACAUUUUGCAACAAAAAGGUUGUUGAUCUUCAAAUCAUAUUACUUUCUCAUCAUGGCUGAAAUUCUUUACGGGCUUGCUGCUGAAAUCUUGAAAAACUUGGGUUCUCUUGCAGCCCAAGAAGUAGGAUCAAUUUGUGGACUAAGCGAUGAACUUAGCAAGCUUUCUGGUACAGUUUCUUCAAUCCAAGCUGUACUAAUUGACGCGGAGGAGCAGCAGCAGAGUAGCCAUGAGGUGAGGGAUUGGAUAAGGAAACUUAAAACAGUUUUCUUUGAGGCUGAUGAUCUCUUGGAUGACUUUGCUACUGAAGUGACACAUCGAAAAUUGGUGAGUAAGAUGUUUUUGAAGUGAAAGUGAUUGCAGAAAAAAUCGUCGAAUCUGCAGGAGGGGAGAAGGCUAAUUACCUUCAACUAGAUGCUGUG
Nicotiana attenuata is the source of this 878-nucleotide messenger RNA. RefSeq names its product putative disease resistance protein RGA1. Lineage: Eukaryota; Viridiplantae; Streptophyta; Magnoliopsida; Solanales; Solanaceae. The record is from RefSeq and is a predicted model, not a curated record. Bases 511 to 807 code for a protein of 98 amino acids. The transcript is spliced from 2 exons.